AUGCCCUCAUAUGCUAAGUUCCUAAAAGAAAUCCUAUCGAAUAAGAAGAAAUUAGAAGACAACGAGACUGUAACACUCACUACCGAAUGUAGUUCUAUAAUUCAAAAUAAAAUGGCACCUAAGCUGAAAGACCCAGGAAGUUUCUCCAUACCUUGCAAUAUAGGAAAAUUUGGCAUAGACAAAGCUUUGUGCGACUUAGGAGCUAGUAUUAGCCUAAUACCUUUGUCCAUUUGCGAGAAACUUAACAUGGGAGACCUAAGACCAACAAAGAUGUCAAUACAACUUGCAGACCAAUCUGUCAAGUAUCCUGUAGGUGUUCUUGAAAACAUACCCGUCCGCAUCGGACAAUUCUACAUCCCUACGGAUUUCAUAAUUAUGGACAUAAAAGAAGACGUCAAUACUCCUAUAAUCUUAGGAAGACCUUUUCUAGCUACCACUGGAGCCAUUAUAGACGUAAAGAAAGGCAAGUUGACAUUCGAAGUAGGUGAAGAGAAGGUCGAGUUUAUCUUAACACAAUUCCUUGAAGCCCCAGUUAUAGAAGAUACAUGUUACCUGGUGGAUGUUAUUGAUGAAUGUGUAAGAGAGAUAGGAUUAUUAGAAGAAUCUUACUCUGAAGUUAUAAAGAUUCCGAUACCCCUGAUUUUCGAAGAUGAUAAUUGGCGUCCGGAAUAUCGAGACGAUAGUUUAAGCGAAUGCUUAGCAUUAACACCCAACCCUAUGCCUUGCCCAAAGAAACCAGCCUUGGACCUUAAACCAUUACCCAAGACUCUUAGGUAUGAAUACCUAGAUGAUGAGCUCAAAAGACCAGUAAUAGUCAACGCAGAGCUAGGAGCCACAGAGACCGAGAAGCUAUUACAAAGAUGCAUGAUGUCAAUUUUCGCUGAUUACAUUGACAACAUCAUGGAAGUCUUUAUGGACGACUUCUCUGUAUGUGGGGAGGAUUUCGAAGGAUGCCUCUCAAAUCUAGAAAAAGUUUUGGACCGAUGUGUACAAGUUAACCUCGUCCUAAACUGGGAAAAGUGUCACUUUAUGGUUAAACAAGGGAUUGUACUUGGACAUGUAGUCUCCGAAAGAGGGAUUGAAGUCGAUAAAGCAAAGAUCAAAGUAAUAGAAAACCUCCAACCCCCAAAAACAGUUAGAGAGAUACAGAGCUUCUUAGGACACGCGGGUUUCUACCGCAGAUUUAUAAAGGAUUUUUCUAAGAUCUCUAAACCUCUAACCAGCCUCUUAAUGAAAGACGUUGAGUUCAAUUUCAACGAUGAAUGUUUAGAAGCCUUUGAAGUACUAAAGACAUCCCUUAUAUCCGCACCCAUAAUGCAACCACCCGACUGGAAUUUACCAUUCAAAAUUAUGUGUGAUGCAAGCGACUAUGUUGUAGGAGCAGUCUUAGGCCAAAGGAAAGAUAAGAAACUCCACGCAAUAUACUAUGCAAGUAGGACCUUAGACCGUGCGCAAAUGAAUUACGCCACAACCGAAAAGUAA
Messenger RNA from Vicia villosa (hairy vetch), 1482 nucleotides. RefSeq lists its product as uncharacterized. The transcript has 2 exons. The record is from RefSeq and is a predicted model, not a curated record. NCBI's taxonomy places the organism in Eukaryota, Viridiplantae, Streptophyta, Magnoliopsida, Fabales, Fabaceae. Bases 1 to 1482 code for a protein of 493 amino acids.